This is a messenger RNA of Xyrichtys novacula (pearly razorfish), 5581 nucleotides long. Lineage: Eukaryota; Metazoa; Chordata; Actinopteri; Labriformes; Labridae. The record is from the annotation of a GenBank genome assembly.
ACGUAGCAUUAGUCGCAUCCGGGUGAGCAUACCGAGGUAAGAAACGUAAGCUAAUGCUGACUGAGACAAUAUAACAAUUUGACAAAUAUUAUUGUUUGGAUUUACCUUAACUCCAAUUAUAAAAUUUCUACUGUAAUAAAUUGAUUCAAUGCCUAAAGACAAAUGUGAAAAUAACCAAAGCAGUUAAGUUUUCUAAAUGGAAAGAGCAACCAGCUAUGUAGUUAGCUUAAGCUAAUAAUGGUCGUUCAUGUUGAUGUCCGGGUAUGCUUUGUCUCUUUUAGUGUAUUUCUGAUACAGAUGGUAAUAAUUUCAGUCAAAAGUCUUCUCCUGUUUGUUCUGACAGGUCCUCUCGCAGGUUUGUGGUGUGAAUCUUGGCUCUGAAGAUGUACGGAUCGGUGCGGGUGUUGAUGAAGGUGCUGUGGGCCCAGCUGCUCUGUGGGUGGGUUCUGGGCUCGGAGCUGACUUUUGAACUGCCAGACAACGCAAAGCAAUGUUUCUACGAGGACAUCAUCAUGGGCACCAAGUGUACUCUGGAGUUUCAGGUAUGAGCUACAUCAUGACACUAUGCCUCAUCAAAUAAUUGGAAAUGGUCAUUUUAGGCAGCUAUACUGUCAAGACUAACAUAAACCAUCAUGGGCUUUAAGAUGAGUAUUUCAAGUCUUGACAUAGCUUUUUGUAAUUUUGUUUUAUUAUUGAUUUAUUUUCCUUUUAUAAAUAAUAGUCAAAGUUAAAUGAACACUUAAAUGUGUCCUUUACACCAGGAUUUUCCACAUUCAAUAACUGAAAUCACAAUCAAUCAAUCAGUCUGUAUUUAUAUUAUUUUAGAGUUCAUCUGAAGAUUCUUUUAUCUGUUUUUAAAUCUUUAAAUGGUCUGGCUCCAUUUUACCUCUCUGAGCUUCUCCACCCCUACACCCAUGCUCUGUGCCUCAGGUCAGCUGAUCAGCUGCUCCUGGAGGUAUCGAGGUCCAAACUGAAGCUCAGAGGGGAUAGAUCUUUUUUCUGUUGCGGCCCCAAAAUUAUGGAACGAGCUACCCUUCCAAAUCAGACAAGCCCCCACACUGUCCAUUUUUAAAACUCGUCUUAAAACCCAUUUUUAUUUAUUGGCUUUCAACCCUGCACGAAGCUCCUGUUUUAGUGUUUUAUGGUUUGUUUUUAGUUUAUUUGUUUCUAUGUUUUAAAUUAGUUUUUAAAAACAUUGAAACUGUAUUUUACUUUUUAAUAUUUGCUUUUAUUUUAUCCAUUAUUUUAAUUGUUUUUUGAUUGUUUUUUUAUGUUUGCAUUAUUGUGUAGAUUUAUGUACAGCACUUUGUUCAGCUGUGGUUGUUAAAGUGCUUAACAAAUAAAUAAAGUUAAGUUGAGUUGAGUAUAUAGCGCCUUUUAUAUACAACAUGUAACCCAACCCCUCAUUCCCACCCCACAAUCUAAAUGCAACAGAAACAGUAUUAAAAUGCAUACACUUAAAAAGGGCUGAUCUCACGUGGUUCCCUUUAUGUUGCAUCUUUGCUGGUGAUGAGCAAUAGCUGAGUUUCAAUAAAACCUUUAAAUCUUUAAAUAGAUUUUAUUGUGUCUUACAGCACUUAGUCAAUUUCAUUGUUUUUAAACAUGAGUAUGACUUCAAUUUGAAUAAGCCUCAGACUUUCAUCAAAGGUGGUUAUGAUUGUGUCAAAAAAUGUCAAUACUAUCUACACCUGUGCAGUUGUCUGUACUAAGUGACACAACUUCAAAUAAUUUGAAUAUCAAAAUUAAAUAACUGAAUGGAAGUCCUCUUGUAUCUAUGGUUUCCCAGGUGGUGACAGGAGGCCAUUAUGAUGUGGACUGUCGUUUGGAAGACCCAGAAGGCACCACACUCUACAAGGAGAUGAAGAAGCAAUAUGACAGCUUUACCUUCACAGCAGCAAAGAACGGCACCUACAAGUUCUGCUUCAGUAAUGAGUUCUCCACCUUCACACACAAGACCGUUUACUUUGACUUCCAGGUCGGUGAUGACCCUCCACUGUUUCCCAAUGAAAACAGGGUCACUGCUCUCACUCAGGUAAGCUUUGUGUGUGGGAAGGCAACUAAAGUUAACAUGUUCAAAAUGUAAAUAAUGUUUUCUGUCUGUUAAAUCAGGUAAAUCUCCUGUUAGAGAUCUUAAAAUUUAUCUUAAAGUUAUAUCUGACUAAAAUGUCUGAGACUCUUUUUCCAGUAUCUGGUUAUACCGGGGGUGAUGUGUUUUCUUACAGGAAGGUAUCCUUGCCUUAUAAGCAGCUAACCCCUUUGUAGUUUCCAUCUGUUGUGCUUUUGAACCCUCUGCAAAUCCCCAGCCCAGCUCCGCCCGAUUCUGACCUAAAAAGCAGUUGAACUCGCUGUAAUAACUGACAUACCUGCCCGGGUGCGCUCAGCUUUACAUACAUUUGCUGUCAUGAUGUGUAUGUACACAGUGUGUACACACAGUGACAUCCUAGUUGAAACUCUUCAGGUGUCAUUUAACACCUAAACCCGGAUAGUUUUUGUUCUUACAGUUGGUGUGUGUUUUAUCACCUUAAAAUAUUCUGCAAGGCCAGGGUGCUGUUUGUUAUUUUCACUCUUUGCUUCCAGGAAAAGAAAUGAAAAAUAGUUUUACAAAAACAAAAACACAAACCUUGUGUUUGUAGCAGUGAUCAAAAUGAACUGAGCCCUCUGUCAUACUUUACUAUCUCCUGCUUUCAUCUUUUCUGCCAUUGCCCAUUUUCCAAUUGAAUUAGACCUUUCAAGUCAUAAAGCUAAAAAGGAUUCCAAGAGUCUAACUUGUUUUCUUCUUUUUAGUUUAUGUAUGAUUAUAACUCAAGUCCAUUUCAGUUCCUUGUUUAUUACCAACCAUUAAUAUUGAAUUUCCCUUCGGGGAUCUGUAAAGUUCUUCUUCUUCUUCUUAACAGCUGCAGUCAUGUAUUUUACACUAACUGUAACCUCAAUACCAUUUUUAGAUGGAAUCAGCAUGUGUGUCCAUCCACGAGGCCCUGAAAUCUGUCAUUGACUACCAGACCCAUUUCCGCCUCCGUGAGGCCCAGGGGCGCAGUCGUGCAGAGGACCUCAACACCCGAGUAGCUUUCUGGUCCAUCGGAGAGGCGAUCAUUCUUCUGGUAGUCAGCAUCAGUCAGGUGGUACUGCUCAGAAGCUUCUUCUCCGACAAGAAGACAACCACAACGCGUGUUGGAUCGUAACAGUUUCUGAAUCCUGGGAUCAUUACUUUCUUUAUCUGUACCAGGGCUCAUGUGCAUAGAGGGAGUCAAAAUAUCAUUGCCGAUCUGAAAUUAUCAAACUGCCCUGAUAAUGCACUGAUAUUCUUACUCUGACUUUAUGCAGAUGAGUUUUGAGCAAGGUUAUAUGUGCUUGAAUUGUAUUUGAGGGAUAAGGCAGGAAACCUGAGGAGAGGUUUGCUGAUGUUGCUUGUAACCAUUGGAGGCACUUCAAGCAGUUGGUUGUUCAGUAAAAGCCACCCCUGAAUACUUCAAAUAUGUGAAAUUAUAUCUAAAUGUGUUCUGAUAUUAUUUUGAGCCUUGUGCACCCUUGAUCUGUUCAAAGCCUAGCCCAAACCUUGCUCUGAUCUAUCCAAUGGAAUGGAAGUUGUAACAUGAUGUGCUCUAAAUGUACGGUUGGGGACAUCUUCUCUCAGCGGCACAGUGUUGGGUCUGUUAAACUACUCAGGCAAGAAAAACUUUUCCAAUUAAGGUCGCAUUUGGUUAUAAAAAAAUCUGUUGCUUCUUUCUUUUAUCAAACCUUGUUGCAUUGAGUGGGAAAGGCAAGAUAAUGUAAUUGCUUUUUCCAGCUUUGUUGUUUUAGAUGUUAUUGGGGAGUGCGCUUAACAGAAUUUGAGCCAUCUUAAAUCCAAUAGCAGCUGAAAACAGUUUGUAUCUGGGCUGAAUGAUUCAAGUUAGAGAUGUAGGUGGUCUCCCCUCACAGUCAGUUUUGAAUUUGAGAUGAAAUAUCUCCUAAAAUUGUUAGACCUAGAGAUAGUGACUUUUUUAUUUCAUACUUGUGACUCAGUGUGGGGGAUAAUAAAAAGAAAAGAAAAAAACGGACUGUAAUAUUCUAGUAUUUGAAGAAAAGAACAUUUUGUGUGGCAAUACCAGCAAUGAUUUGUGCACCAAUUUGUCAUGAAAAGUUUGUCUUCACUGCUUUCAUAGCAAUGUUAAAUCUUAUUCUGCCUUGCUGUUUGAAGUGUAACAUCUUAUUUAUCUAGUGGGCUGAUAUUGUCCUUUGUUUUUAAUUAACAUUGUUGUAAAAUUCAUUGUUUUGCGAAAUAUUGCUUCAAUAUAAGAUAAUUCUGGACUUUUUUGGUAGUUGUAAUAUAAAAAAAUCCCCCCUUAACUCACUGAAAUCACUUCCUGAGGAACUGGGUCAGAGAGUUUUAUAACUUCACAACUAAUAUGGUCUGCUCUGGCUUAAAUAAUUUGUUAGCAAUAUAUUAUGGUAAUCAGUAAGCACCACUGUUAUAAAUGAUAAAAUUUAGACAUGAUUGACAUCAGUUAGGGCUGGGUGAUAUGGGAAAAUGUUUAUCACGAUAUAUAUAUUUUUUCAUAUCAAUCGAUAUAUAUCAUGAUAUAAAAAAAUGAAAUUUAACAGUGCUGAUUGGUAGCAUGUCUUGCAAUACAAUAAGCUACUGCAUCCGUGACGUCUUCGUGCCUCUUCGACGUUUUGUCGUAAGGCGAUGUGCUACUACGCAGUUGUUUGCUACUUGGUUCUAAUUCAGCACAUGAUUGGUUCUGUGCGAAGCAGACCUGGAGCAACCCCCUAUUUUCAUUGGCUAUUCAGAUUGUCUACCGAAACAUGGCAGAAUGCUGACUAUCAAAAAAGGAUAUUGACCAUGGCUGUGUCUGAAAUGGAUCCCUAACCCCUAUAUAGGUGACUAUAUGGGGGUUAGCGCCAUUUCAAGGGUGUCCAGAACCUGAGGGAUCAAUUCCAGUGCUCCAUAUAGGGGACUCAAAAUUUCCCAUAGGGCAUUGCAAAAUGUGGUGACCAUCUGAUGGUCACUCACCAGUGGUGGGCAUCCCGUCAUGCAUUGCGUCUUGCCGUGUAGUGUCCAAAACCUCCGGUGAUUGAGCUCAUUACAUAGUCAGCUAUAUAGUGAAACCCCAUAUGGGGGUUAGGGGUUUGAGUGAUUCAUUUCGGACACAGCCCGUGUUUUAUAUUGAUAUUGAGGCAAAUUAACUUACGAUAUAUACCGUUAUUGUUUUAACCCAGCCCUAACAUCAGUCAGAUGUUUCAAAGUUAUCUUUCAAACAAAGACAAGCACCAACAUCAUAUCUAACUAAACCUAGAGACAAAUCAAGGUCUGACACCUGGAAUAAUACCUCCAAGAUCCUUUCCUCUUAAUAUAACCAUGUAUUGUUAUGCUUGGGUUAAUUGCUUUUUUCCCUUCUAUCUGCUAAUUGUCCGCUUUUGUAAAUGGUGCACCUGUUAUUCAUGCACUGACAGGUCAUGUCCGGACACUAAUUCAAUGCUGAGGCAUUCUGGGAACAUUUUAAGUUAUUGGGAUACCUAAAUAAACUUUAUGUUGAAGCGUCGGAGUACACCUUCGUUGUCUUGAAUACUGAUUAAAAAAUAAACUUCUUUUGUAAUGCUU